Molecule: messenger RNA, 808 nt
Organism: Eublepharis macularius
Lineage: Eukaryota; Metazoa; Chordata; Lepidosauria; Squamata; Eublepharidae
Gene: DYDC1
Product: DPY30 domain containing 1
Exons: 6
Coding region: 105-641 (178 amino acids)
Cellular component (GO): Set1C/COMPASS complex
Source: RefSeq, a predicted model, not a curated record
CAGAGCUUUAUUCUUCGGGAUAAUAGAGGAGAGAAGAAAAGACCACUAAGCUUUCGAUUUCCCUGCACUAAGAGCCUUUGCUGCAGAUAUUUUGGAAGCAGAAAAUGGAGACCGCGUACCUCAAAAAAUGCCUUGGUCAAUGCUUAGCAGAAGGUCUUGCAGAAGUGGCCGAAUGUCGGCCAGCAGACCCAAUAGAGUACUUGGCAUUCUGGAUUUACAAAUACAGGAAAAAUAUGGAUGAAGACUUGCAGAGGAAAUUGGAGAGGGAGGAGCUGGAGCGAGAGCGCGAGGAGGCCCAAAAAGAAGUGGAAAUGUUAGAAAAAAUGAAAGAGGAAGAACUUUUGAUCCAGCAGAAGCUUGAAGAAGAGAGGCAGGCAGAGCUGGAGCGGCUACGUGAAGAGCAGGAGAGGCUAGAGAAAGAGCGAGCAGAAGAGCUUAUCUUAGAACAGAAGCGGAUUGCAGAGAUGGAGGCAAAGGCUGCAGCUGAAAAAGAGACACCAGCAAAGACCUUAGCGGAGUUAACAGAUAAAUACGGUGCUCCCCAUUUGACCCGAGUCGAGGAGAUAGAUGAAAUGGAGCAAUCUGAUCACGCACUGCCAACUAUUGUUGAGUCAGAGGAAGAAGAUGCACCAAUGGAAUAAAGGUUUGUUUCUUUCCUAAUGCCCGUCUGCUGCCCUGGAUGUGGCGAACUUCAGAACUCUCUGGAUGGGUUACACUGAGAAGACGGAUGGUAUAGCGGGCUAAAUUAGACAAUGACUCCUGCCGUUGAAAAGUGGGCUUGUUCUUCUUUAGAAAGAAAAGUAAAUAA